AACACUUCGCAAUCUAUUUUUUUUUAUACAGUAUCUAUUCUGAAGAACACUUAACAAAAUAUUUAAAUAAUUUCUUUUUUUAAAUAUUACAAAUAUGGGCCCUGGUAGCCUAAAUAAAAUGCUUUAAUAAUUGUAAAAUUGUUUUUUAAUCCAUAAAUUUUAUUGUGGUAAAAAGUUCGCUUGUGCUUACCCUAAACUAAAACAAGACCAAGUCAUGUCGUCUAAAUAGCCAAAAAUGAGAAAAUAUUAAUAAUUGGUUUCUUAUGAAACAUUUAUUGUGUUCUAGUUAACAUCAAGUAGUCUUAUUCCAACUAAUUACUUUUUCAUUUAAAAUUUAACUUAUAUAGUAAGUUGAUUUGAUUUUAAAUUUGUGUCUUCUUUGAAAAAUCCCCAGAUCAACAUCUUUAACACUGAAACUGAAAGUAAAUACAGUUGUUUUUUUUUAAUUUAAAUUUAAGAGUGAAAAUGCUUUAACUUUAUGACAUACAACAUGAAUAACAAUUCAUUUUUUUAAAUUAAGUUAUCUUAUAAAAAUCUGGCCGAUUUUUAAAUAAUAUUUUAAAAUUGUUUAUCAGAUAAUGUUUAAUAUUAUUCAUCUUUAUGAAUAACAUAUUAAUUAUUUCAAGAAAAAGAAUUUCCCUACAAAUAUUUGUGCCCAUAUUUUUUUCUUUCAUUUUAGGUAAGGUCUUGGUAUAAUCAUGCGUGAGUGUGUAAUGUAAAAUUUAAAUUAAUCAUAUUAAUUUUUUUUUUCACAACAGAUAAAAACAUUUGUCUUAAAGUUUGAAUUAGUAGGCUAUAUUGUGUAACCAUAAUUAAAGCUUUCAUAUAUUGUUUUUUUUUUUGUUUUUUUACACAAAUUAUUUGUGUCUCAUUAGCCUGCCCUGCGAAUACAUGUGAUAUAUACUAUACACUCUUUACUUUAUAGAGUUACUUUAAUAUUGGGAUGUUGAUCUCCAGACUCCGGAAAAUUGAUGUAUAGUAAUAGUUGUAGUUGUCAUGUAGCAACGUAGAGUGUAAGUGUAAGGCUGUAAGGGCUUGACUUAACUUUAACUUAUUAACUUCCUAUGACACUAGACUUAACUUUAGACAAUAACACUACCCUACACGUAACACGGCUAAGAAUUAAAAAAGAAAGUUUUGAUAGCCUAUUAAUUUUUAAUUUAAUAAUAUUAUAUUAAGGAAUCGUCCAUUAAUUACAUUAUCAUUAACAAUUUUAAGCAAUUUUUUACCCCCUCCACCCCCUUGUCAAGAAAUGUUAAACUUUCAAUGACGCCCCCCUCCCCAUUUCAUUAUGUCAACAUUUUCACCACACCCCCCCCCCCAAAAAAAAAGAAGGAAUUAUACUAUAAAUACGUUUAUAAAUACAUUUUUAUUGCUUAUCUAGUAUUUUAAUGACACAAAAUUGUAGGCAAAACAUUUCAUUGACAUUUCAUUACAUCUUUAGCCUUAGGCCUUAGCUUGUUUAAUCAACAAGUUAAACAGUUUUUACACUUGAAUUUUAUAAUGCAGAAUCAAUGUAAAGGUUGUUAAAGACGAAAUAUCAUUGUGGUAUAACUCCUAUGAUUAUUGUCAGUGAUCAGUAAAGCUGACAAUUAUAAAUUAUAGUAGCAUAUAAUUUCUAGCUGCUAUCAUCUUCCCAAGGAGUAGCCAGGUUUGCUCUAUCUUAACAAUGGUUUUGUCAUCCUCCCCAUGAAAAAAACCUGAAAUGACGCCCCUGGGGGGCAUAGAGUAUAGUAGUUGAAUUAUCAUUUUCAUCUUGUGGCACUGAUAUACCAGACACGUGAACAUCCUCCUCAUGUAACCUGAUUCUCAUCUAACCAUUCAGCACUUAAAAUAGAAGCAUCGUCAGUGUGAGCAAUAAUUGCCAUAAGCUCUCUCUCUCUCCUUGCAGCUACUCCCUAUGUUCGAAUCCUUUUUUUUGAGAAGCAGGUGCUAAUUUCUUAUGUGCAUUGUCGGUGCUGUUGAACAUGUUGUAUCGUGCUAUAUAAAACCACUAAUAAUUGUUUUUUUCAUAUUUGAAGGCCCAUGAUCAAUUUAUUGAUCAUUUUGGCUCCUGGUUUUGAAUUCAGAGUUAGACUUCUCUUAGAUGAGUUGCCUUCCAAGGCUAAGGAGUCCCAUCCACCAGGGAUGCUUGGGAUUUUGGCUUUGGCGGCGAUUGAACUCCAGACCACCACUAUUUGGUCAGUUUAGACCACUCGGCCACCCAGCACCCUUGUGACGAAAAAUAGAUUUUACAGAUUUUGCAAAUCCGUUCAAGCAGCAAUGUUACUCACUUUAAAUCCACAUAAUUCUCAAAAUAUUGUAUUCCUACUCAUCAAUAUCAUUUAUCUUGACUGCACAUGAAGCUUGUCCUUGUUCCAUACCUGCAACAGAAUCUCACAGGUGAAGAGAGACCAACUUUUGACUUCUCUUGCACUAACAAAAUGUGCUAACAUUCUGACCAGCCAUCUGCAGUGCAGAGACAGACACACAUUAAAUAAAUCUUAUAUUGUUAAAAGCCUAAAAAUUAUAUGACUAUUUACACUCAUUUACACAUAAUUUUUUUUUAAAUAUUGUAAUAACCAGUCAAUUUUUAAUAGAGAAAACAUGAUUGUUGACGUCAACUAAUCUAAACCCCUCUCCCUCCCCAUUGUCAACAACUGUCAAACAUUUCCAAACCCCCUCCCCCCCUAUUUCAUUGACGUAAUUAAUGGACGCCCCCUAAUAUAUAUUAUUAAUAUUUUUAUAAUUAUAUUAUAUUAUAGAGCAGGAUUUAGUAAGUUAUACUAGUUAUAGUUAUAAUAUUACUGAUUACUAUUAGUUAAGUUAUAAAUUAACGUAAAAGAUAAAGUUUUAAUUUAUAUUAAUUAUAUAUAAUAAUUAAUUUAUGUAGUGUAAAGUCUGACACAUUUGAUAAAGUUGAGACUUUUUUUUAGUUUAGUAUAGUAUAGUGAUCUACACUACACAGAGCUUCUGCCUAGUUACUAGUAAGUUAUGACUUAUGAGCAGGUGCUAAAUCUUAAAUGAUUCAAUAAGUCAAGUAUAACUUAGUAUAUAGUAUAGUCUAAGUCAAGUAAAAGCAGGUGAAUCUUAUUUUUUCCUGACUAAAUAAGUCCUAAUCCAAUUGCAGAAUAAUUUCCACUGAUAUAAAUCUGGAAAAUUUUAUGGUUUUGAAAUAGAUGUACUGUACAGUUCAGUGGUACAGUGAUCUUGUUAGAAUCAAGAUUUUAAUCCUCUUGAGAUGGAGCCUUUUUGGGCUAUCUGUGCCAAAAAGAUGGAGCCCUUUUUCACAAACCCUGCACUUACGUUUAAACAAAUUUAUAAAAAAAUAAAACUAGUUACUUUACAAAUAUAAAGCUAUAUAAAUAUAUUUUUUUCUUUGAGAGUUUGGGUUCCGUACACCACAAGGUUUUGCAGGACAUUUUCUUUUCAGCUAUAACUUAAUUAUAAUCAAUUUUAACAUUCUCAAUUGAAUUUCAGUUACAAUUCCUAAAGGGCAAUGGGAUUUCACAGAAUUAAUAUCAUGUAUCAUGAUAAUAAUAUAGCUCACACGACUUCCGGUCCACAUUGAGUGACUUUGAGCUGACAGGGUUAACAAGUAAAUUGAAUAUUAUUUGUAUUAAAGAAAUUACAAAUAUUUAAUUUAAAUAUCUCACGCAGAAUGAUUACAUUUGAGAACUUGAAGGAAUGUAAUAUUACAAUAUAUUAUGUAGUUGAUAACUUAAUCAUAAAUUAUAAUACAGUAUCAUCUUUUUUUUUGUUUCUUUCUUUACCAGGACUUUAGAGCCAUGACCCAAGAAAAUCUACCCAAGUCCUCUGCAUCCUCUAGUACCGGUAACUCAAAAUCUCACAGUCAUAGUUUACUGAGUGAAAUUGAGAAUUUGAGUCAGACUUAUCCAAAUACAAAAAAGUUACCAACCAAUAGCCCAGAUGGUUCCUUGACAGUUUUAGUCCAACCUUUCUAUGAAAAAAAUCUGUUUCUUAGAUUUCAGCUCACUGCCCAAUAUCCAGAACUGCAACCAGCUAUUUCCAUCAGUUCUGACUGCCUGACAAAGACAGCAACUAAUGACCUGAUAAGGUUAUUGGAAACAAAAGCUUCUGCAUUGAAAGGCCAACCGAUGCUCCUAACUUUAGUCAGUGAAGGUUACCGUUUAAUGAAAUCUGAAGAAACGCAGACAAAGACUGAGGUGAACAAAAAUAAAAAAUACAAAAGACAUAAAAAUGUAAGAGACGCUGAAAUUGGUCAAAAAAGCUUCAACGGAGAGAACAAACCAUCUGAUAUAGACAUAAAUGAGAAGAGUUACAUUGGAGUUUUAGGAGAUAAAAGGGGGGAAUCAAGCUAUCAACAAGAAAAAUCUGGGAAUAAGAAACCUGCAAGACCAACUCAUUUUAUUGCAGUGAGAAUAACAAAUGAAGCCAUUGUUAAGAAUUUGGAACAAGUUCAAAAACAAUUGGUUUAUAAGGAACCUCUUCUUGCCAAAGGUGUGUUUCAAAAAGAAACUUUUCACUUAACUUUGUGUACACUUGGGCUCGACACGCCUGAACAAAUACAACACUGCAUUGCAUCUCUAGAACAGUUUGAACCCGACCUUAAGUCUUCAGUACCCCAAACACCUUUGAUGGUGUAUAGCAUGUCACAGUUUUACAACAGAGCAAUCUAUGCCAAAAUUAAAGAAACAGAAGACUUGACAAAGUUUCAGAAAUUGCUAAGAGAAAAGAUGAUUGCUUUUGGUGUAGAAAUCAGAGAUGAACAUGAGGGCUUUACACCACAUGUCACCAUUAUCAAAGUCAAAAGGCCUGAAAGGAAACUGUUUGGUAGCAGGAACAUACAGCCCUCGAUUUAUUCACAUGUGAUCCAUACAACAUUUGGAGAACAGCCUGUGGAAAGUCUGUUCCUGUGUACAAUGGAUGGUCAGAGACGGAGUGAUGGGUUCUAUGUAACUCAUUAUGAAAUCAGUUUUCAGUCAACUUGAAUAAAUGGAAAACCUCCAUUUAACCUUUUUUUUUUUUUUUAAUACUGUUACUAAAAAAAAAUCCUAACAUUCAAAAUCUAC
Molecule: messenger RNA, 5033 nt
Organism: Lymnaea stagnalis (great pond snail)
Lineage: Eukaryota; Metazoa; Mollusca; Gastropoda; Lymnaeidae
Source: the annotation of a GenBank genome assembly